AGUGGAGGGGACGGUCCAGACGCACAUCAUCCACGGCCCCUCCGGACUGGAGGGACUCGUGAGAGCCGAAGCCCAGAAAUCCGGGGGUGGAUAAGACACCGCAUCCCCUCCAAUUCCCGUAAGCACCCCUUGCUCCAUCCUGAGCCCAAAUACCUCAGCUAGCCCGUGUCCCCCUACUCUUCACACUCCAAACUCAGCCGGGACAGACCUCUGCCGCCGCCGCUUCCCACGUGAGUCCUGGACUCGCCGAGCCGGCUGGAAAAGCUCAGAGGUCCUGUCCCCCUUUCCUCUGAGAGACUCUAUUUGGUGACCACAAGAGGAUUCAGUCACUCAGGUGAAAGCUUCCAGAGGAGCUCUGGACCGACAGCUGGAGGCCAACAAUCCCUACAGGUGGUGCUCAGGGUGAUGUACUGACAAUGAGCGGGUGUUUUCCAGUUGCUGGCCUCCGAUGCCUGUCUAGGGUCUUCGAUGUGCCAGCAUCUCUGGCCGUGGCCCGCUAACCUGCCUCUCCCGGGCCGGCUCCUGCCGCGCCCCCUCUCGCUUGCUCCCUCCUCCUCCUGCUCCUCUCCCCCCUGCUCCCAGGACGGCGGGAUGGCUGCGCAGGGCUCGCCGCGCUUCCUUCUGACCUUCGACUUUGAUGAGACUAUCGUGGACGAAAACAGCGACGACUCGAUCGUGCGCGCGGCGCCGGGCCAGCGGCUCCCGGAGAGCCUGCGUGCCACCUACCGCGAGGGCUUCUACAAUGAGUACAUGCAGCGCGUCUUCCAGUACCUGGGCGACCAGGGCGUGCGGCCGCGAGACCUGCGCGUGGUCUACGAGUCCAUCCCGCUGUCGCCCGGCAUGGGCGAACUGCUGCAGUUUGUGGCCAAGCAGGGUUCCUGCUUUGAGGUUAUUCUCAUCUCAGACGCCAACACCUUUGGCGUGGAGAGCGCGCUGCGCGCCGCCGGCCACCAAGGCCUGUUCCGCCGCAUCUUCAGCAACCCUUCCGGGCCCGACGCUCGGGGGCUGCUGGCGCUGCGGCCCUUCCACUCACACAGCUGCGCGCGCUGCCCCGCCAACAUGUGCAAGCACAAGGUGCUCAGCGACUACCUGCGCGAGCGGGCCCACGACGGCGUGCACUUCGAGCGCCUUUUCUACGUGGGCGACGGCGCCAACGACUUCUGUCCCAUGGGGCUGCUGGCCGGUGGCGAUGUGGCCUUCCCUCGCCGCGGCUACCCCAUGCACCGCCUUAUCCAGGAGGCACAGAAGGCUGAGCCCAGCUCCUUCCGCGCCAGCGUGGUACCCUGGGAAAAUGCCACCGAAGUGCGCCUCCAUCUGCAACAGGUGCUGAAGACGUGCUGAGGACGCGGCCUGCAGGGGGCGCCCGGCGGGAAGGGGGCCAGGGGGCUG
Messenger RNA from Dama dama (fallow deer), 1389 nucleotides. RefSeq names its product phosphoethanolamine/phosphocholine phosphatase 1 (gene PHOSPHO1). Gene Ontology annotation, molecular function: phosphatase activity. The record is from RefSeq and is a predicted model, not a curated record. Bases 469 to 1341 code for a protein of 290 amino acids. The transcript is spliced from 4 exons. Gene Ontology annotation, biological process: bone mineralization involved in bone maturation. Lineage: Eukaryota; Metazoa; Chordata; Mammalia; Artiodactyla; Cervidae.